GCUGCACUUAGUAAAAAAGCGGAGAUAAAAGCAAAUUUCGUCAAAAUGAGGAAAACCGACACACAAAUGAACGUAGCUGGUAUACGUCGCAACAUCAAGAACAUCGCCCACAACUAUUCCGAUGCGCAGGUGAAAGUACGGGAAGCCACCUCGAACGAUCCAUGGGGCCCAUCGUCCACGAUCAUGGCGGAAAUCGCCGACCUCACGUAUAACGUGGUGGCCUUUUCCGAAAUCAUGCAGAUGAUCUGGAAGCGCAUGAAUGAUCACGGCAAAAACUGGCGUCAUGUGUACAAGGCACUGCUUCUGCUGGAGUACCUCAUCAAAACGGGUACGGAAAAGGUGGCCCAACAGUGUAAGGAAAACAUCUACGCCAUCCAAACACUGAAGGAGUUCCAGUACAUGGAAGAGGGUAAGGAUCAGGGCAUGCAUGUGCGGGAGAAAGCCAAACAGCUCGUUUCGCUGCUAAAGGACGACGAGCGGCUCAAGAAUGAGCGGGCACGUGCGUUGAAGGCAAAGGAACGCUUUGCCCGAACGGCCAGUGGAUUCGGUAGCGAUGGUUCGAUCGAUGGCCCAACACAGCGUGACCCAAGGCCACCAAACUGGGGCGAAGGUGAACCGAUUGCGGGUGCCGCAACGAGCGGUGUUGGUAAGCCCGUAUCGGAGAUUGAAUUCGUACGACCGCAAACGGUGGGCGAAGAAGAGUUACAGCUGCAGCUGGCAAUGGCCAUGUCUCGGGAGGAGGCCGAACAGGAGGAGCAAAAGCGUCGCAGCGACGAUGUUCGGUUACAGUUGGCACUCAGUCAAAGCGAGCAGGACUUCAAGAAAGAGCAUGAUCCCAAGGCACCGCAGGAAGGUAGUAGUGCACUGGUAGACUUGCUGGACAUUUCAUUCGGUGCGGCCUCGAUUAGCAGUCCGUCGCAACAACCGCUUGCCGGACCUUCCGGUACUGGGGCACCGAUAGAUCCGUGGGGAAUGCCCGUUGCAGGCGGAUCACGACCGACGACAUCGGAUCCUUGGUCGAGAACUUCAUCCCCACCGGCAGUAGUGGAUCCGUGGUUAAAUACAGCAUCCGCUUUACCUACGGCUGGACCAUCCACCUCGAAACCACCGUUGCUGGGAGCGGACGCUUGGCAACCACGCACUCAAUCGCCCUCGGUCACGUCCGGAUCGUCGGUUGAGGGAUGGUUGCAAAACGGUGCAAGUGCUGGUGCUGCCGCUGGUUCGAUGAUGAUGAACGGGGCCGGAGCUACGAACGGGAACCUCGAUCCUUGGUACAGUAAAACGAAUGCUGUUCCUCUCGGUGUUACUGCGCCUCCUCAGGCAACGGCAGCCGAUCCAUGGCAGGCAAAUAAACGGUCAACGCCCGUGCCUACUGCUGGUUCUGCCGGUGGUGACCCAUGGCAAUCGAAUGCAUCCGCUGCUAAACUCGAUCCUUGGGCUCCGGUUAGUAACAAUUCUGCCACUGGAAGUGUCGGCGAUCUUGAAGCUACGUUCGGUGGUGGUAAUGGACCUCUAAUGAAUCGACCUUCGCCCGUCGGUGCGAUCACAUCGCCCGUGUCUGACCUGGAUGAGUUUGACAUAAUUACCAAGCGGGCGGCCAGCAACAACAGUAGCAGCAGCACCAACAAUAAUAAUAAUCAUAAUGCCGCUAGCAACAAUCUGAAUAAUAACAGCUCACUGCUUUUGGGCGAUCUAGACCCGCUGUCAUCCUCCAGCUCGCCUAGUAUGGGUGCGACAACGACCGCGAAGAAGACGCCCCAAUCGUUCCUCGGUGAAAACUCGGCACUCGUAAAUCUGGACAAUCUAAUCAAACCGAUGCCGAGUGGUGGCGGUGUGGCUGCAUCAGCUACAUCGUCUGCAGCAUACAAUCCCUUCGGAGAUACUGGUGGGGCCGGUGGUGCACCCGUCCAGAAGAACCUAUUUCAGCAAAAUCAACCUCAGGUUCCGUCCAUCAAUCAGUUGAAACAGUCCCCGUUUCCAGUAACACUUAAUCAGGAUCCUUGGGCACCGGUAGGAAAUAUGACCACCGCGCAACAACCUGAUGAGGAUGAAACGGAAUGCUUUCCGUACCCACCGGUUGAUGUGAACGCAAACAGCGACUAUCAACAGCAACAGGAAUGGCCAGCUUCAACACCAACCAACAGAAUCUCCACAGCAGGAACAGAACAUAUUGACUGUCGUCUGAGUGGUGAUACAGGCGUCACGAUCGAGGAUGAUAUUUUCAACACCAGCUACUCAAUGCUUCCAUCUUCGGCGUCCACGGCGUCUGGUAACAUUGAACGGCAUCAUCUGACCGCAGCACAGCUGGACAGUACGCGUCCGCUGCGUCAGUUGUACGAUUUUCAUUUCGCCGUGGACGAAGAUGCUCUCGAUGUAGUUAACUCUGGGAUGAUGGCAGGUGGUGGUGCGGCUUUUGCAACUACUGACGCAAUGAACCAUAACGAUAACCGGCUGGGUGCUAAUACAACUUUUACAGACACAUGCCACACUAACAACAACUAUCAAACCAACCUAAAUAAUAACAACACUGCGCCGUGGAUGAAUCCUCAAUCGUCGAAUCCAUUCCUUUCGUAA
Molecule: messenger RNA, 2574 nt
Organism: Anopheles maculipalpis
Lineage: Eukaryota; Metazoa; Arthropoda; Insecta; Diptera; Culicidae
Gene: lqf
Product: epsin-1
Exons: 12
Coding region: 46-2574 (842 amino acids)
Biological process (GO): endocytosis
Cellular component (GO): clathrin vesicle coat; plasma membrane; endosome
Molecular function (GO): clathrin binding; phospholipid binding
Source: RefSeq, a predicted model, not a curated record